UCAGCAUUUACCUGAUACGAACCGGCACUCAGUGGUUUUCAAUUUUUAUAAAUUAUUUUAGGGUAACCGUGUUUUAAAAAGAAUUUUUCCUCCUCACGACAUGCAAAUCAUUACAUAAACCAAGUCUGUGAUAGUCGAUGUUUUGUGAAGUUAUUUUGAAGUUUGUUUGUUUCCUAACCUAGCAAAUUUGUUUCUCCAUUUAUGGCUAAAAGAACGGCAACAAGUGAUUUAAAUCACGAUAAUUGGGAUAGGGAGGAUGAACCCGAAGAUGCUGGAACAUUUGCAAAAGCUUCAGAGGAAACUUUGAAGAACAGAGUUAUUAAAGUUGCCCGUAGGAGGAACCCAAUAUCAUCAGUCCAAAGUGACGAUAGCAAACCCAGCGCGUUUGGUGGCUUUUCUGGGUUUGGUAAGACGCCAACUAGUUCAUCAAACACGUUUGGAUUUUUGUCAAAUUUAAAUAAAACCGAGACAAAUAAAACUAACGGGAUUACUGAAAAAGAAGCAGAAACCUCUGAUAAAAAAUUAGACGAAUAUUACGCUAAAUUGAAAGGAUUAAAUGAGAGUGUCACUGAAUGGAUAAAGAAACAUGUAUCCACAAACCCGUUCAUUAAUUUACAACCAAUUUUCAAAGAUUAUGAUAAGUAUAUCAAUGAACUUGAAAAGGCGAAAUAUGAAGCAGCUUCAGAAAAAUGUGUAACCUCAAGUAGUGCCACAACUGCACCCCAAUUUUCCUUUGGUACAACUUCUACAAGUACAGUUCCCAAAUUUUCAUUUGGGGUCACAUCUACUGCGUCAAGUAGUUUUUCAUUUGGUCCCACCGCUACAACUGUUAGUUUCAGUUCAAACAGUAGUACUGCUACCUUAUCAGCGGGCGAAAAUUCCUUCAAAUCUCAACCAUUUUCAUUUGGAAAUUCAGGUUCAGACAGUGGCAAAUUCUCAUUCACAAGCACUGUAAUAAAACCAGCUGAUGAUUCAAAACCCCAAGAGCAAGAAGAUGAAGAUGAGCCACCUAAAGUUGAAUUUACUCCAGUAGUAGAAGAGGGGCAUAUUUAUUCAAUCAGAUGCAAAGUUUUUGUGAAGAAGGAAGGGAAAUUUGGGGACCACGGUGUCGGCACUUUGUACCUCAAACCAAUCCCAAACAGCGAGAAAGUCCAACUCAUCGUCCGAGCUGAUACAAAUUUAGGGAAAUUAAUUUGUAAUUUUAUUUUGUCUGAAAGUAUCCCAAUGCAAAGAAUGGGGAAGAAAGACGUUAUGUUAGUUUGUAUUCCAAAUCCAGACAUGCAACCUCCACCUGUGCCAAUAUUAUUACGGGUGAAAAGUCCAGAAGAUGCUGAUGAGUUGUUAAAAACUUUGCAGAAACAUAAGAAAUAGGCUAGGGGUGUUUAGCUCAAUAAAAUAUUUUUCUAAGUACA
Tribolium madens (black flour beetle) is the source of this 1412-nucleotide messenger RNA. RefSeq names its product nuclear pore complex protein Nup50 (gene Nup50). Gene Ontology annotation, biological process: protein import into nucleus. The record is from RefSeq and is a predicted model, not a curated record. The transcript has 2 exons. The coding region runs from base 202 to 1371 and encodes 389 amino acids. NCBI's taxonomy places the organism in Eukaryota, Metazoa, Arthropoda, Insecta, Coleoptera, Tenebrionidae. Gene Ontology annotation, cellular component: nuclear pore.